Priceomyces carsonii is the source of this 1308-nucleotide messenger RNA. RefSeq lists its product as uncharacterized. The transcript has a single exon. Gene Ontology annotation, cellular component: cytoplasm. Gene Ontology annotation, biological process: maturation of SSU-rRNA. The record is from RefSeq and is a predicted model, not a curated record. The coding region runs from base 1 to 1308 and encodes 435 amino acids. NCBI's taxonomy places the organism in Eukaryota, Fungi, Ascomycota, Pichiomycetes, Serinales, Debaryomycetaceae.
AUGAGUUCAGAUGAAGACUAUUCUUCUGGCGAAGAAGAAAUUUUCGACAAGGGCAAGAAAUCCAACGUCUUUUUAGGAUUUGUCGAUGAUAAAAUAAGCGAAGAUUCGAGUGCUGAUUUACCAACGUUCGAGGAUUCAUUUAUGGGAUUCAAGCCGGUAUGGUUACAUCCCAAGUCACGUCCUAAGAAUUCUCAAUUAAGUUGUGAUAACUGUGGUGAUCGUAUGGCCCUCUUGCUUCAGGCAUUUGCGCCCUUGGAUGACAAGCUAUAUGAUAGGGUUUUGUACAUAUUUGGCUGCCGGAAUACUUCAAGGUGUUCCAAGAAGAAAGGAACUAUAAAAUGCAUACGAGGAAUAAGCAAGGAUCCCAAAAAGAUGGAGAUAAUUAAGGGGCAACAGGAAAAUGUCAAGAAAAAUGAGUUGGAUGAAAUAUUAAAUUUGGAGAACAAAAAGAAAAUUUCAUUUGAUGUUAGCAAAGACUUGUUUUCAGGUUCCGGUUCGACUCAGAAUCCUUUUGGUAGUUCUGCAAGUGAGAACCCUUUCAAGAGCACUGCAAGCGAGAGUCCUUUCAUUUCAGGGUCAAAUAAUGCAUCUGUGACACCAAGUGAGGGACCUCAGAAGGAAAAAAUAAAUGAGAUAAAACCUUCCUACGCAGAGAUAUCAGCUCAUUUGGAUGGCAACGAGAAGACCAAAAGAGCUCCCUCGGAGGAAAAGGAAGGCAAUAUUCCAUCUUAUCCUGGGUACUUCCUAUAUGUUGAAAAAGAGACUUUAAAAAAAAAUGUCGUUGACAAAGAAAUUGAAAAGUAUAAGCACUUAAUCAACUCAGAAGUCGAACCUGAGAAAUCAGGUAGCUCAAGAAAGUCGAAUGCGAUUUCAUCAGACUUGCACCCUCUGACAGCAAAAAUGGCGAAUGCAUUGAAUGAUAAAUAUUUUCAGGCAUUUACCGAUGUAGUUAAACACAAUCCGGGUCAGGUAUUAAGAUACGAUCUUGGUGGUAGACCGCUCCUCUAUAGUGGGAAAGACUCUGUUGCAUCGAAAUUCGUCUCAUCGCAGGACAUCAAUAUUGCGCCUCCUUCAUACAACCCUUCUUCCAAGCGACAAUUCGAAUUGCAGCUUAUGCCCAAAGCUAUUAUGGAUUUAGAAUCAAGCGACAAAGAUGUGACUAUGGCUGACAUUUUAGCUGGCAUGGCUUGGGGCACUAUUAUUGUAUGCACGGACGUUGAGGAUUUCAUUCCAGACGACUAUUUUGACGAGAACAACGUAGCUUAUAUCGAAGAAUGGUGCGGUGUUCAAUGGGAAGAUUCCGUUUAG